Molecule: messenger RNA, 1254 nt
Organism: Tachyglossus aculeatus (Australian echidna)
Lineage: Eukaryota; Metazoa; Chordata; Mammalia; Monotremata; Tachyglossidae
Gene: URAD
Product: ureidoimidazoline (2-oxo-4-hydroxy-4-carboxy-5-) decarboxylase
Exons: 2
Coding region: 49-567 (172 amino acids)
Biological process (GO): allantoin metabolic process
Molecular function (GO): carboxy-lyase activity
Source: RefSeq, a predicted model, not a curated record
GCGGACACGCAAGUGGCCGGUGCUUUGGACACCCGAGUGGCCAGUGCCAUGGACAUGCGAACCGUCAACGCCAUGGACUUUGGGGAGUUCAUCGAAGUUUUCGGGAACGUGGUGGAGAAGUGUCCCCUCGCGGCGGCCGCGGUCUGGGGGCAGCGUCCCUUCUCCAGCCCCGCGGACUUUGAGAGGCGCCUGGGCGACUUUAUCGACUCCCUGCCCCGCUCAGGACAGGAGGGCAUCCUACGGUGCCAUCCGGACCUGGCCGGCCCAGAGCUGCAAAGGGGGACACUGACCAAAGAGUCGCAGAGGGAACAGGGUCAAGCGGGCCUCACGGCCCUGCAGCCCGAGGAGAAGCGCCAACUGGCCGAGCUGAACGCUCAGUACAGAGCUCGCUUCAACUUUCCCUUCGUGAUGGCUGCCCGGCUCAGCGAUAAGGCCACCGUGUUGCGGGAGUUGGCCCGCCGGGCCCGCCAGCCGCCCAAACAGGAGCUGGCCACCGCCAUGGACGAGGUGAAGAAGAUUUGUCACCUGCGCCUCGAAGAUAUCUUCGCCGACUCUGCCAAGCUGUAGGGGCUUAGACCAGUCCUUUCCCAACCAGCGCGAAGCCCUGACCAUUCAUUCAUUCAUCGAUUCAAUCCGUAUUUAUUGAGCGCUUGCUGUGUGCGGAGCACCGUACUAAGCACUUGGGAAGUCCAAGUUGGCAACAUAUAGAGACGGGAUUAGACCAGUCCUUUCCCAACCAGCGCAAAGCCCUGACCACUCAUUCAUUCAUCGAUUCAAUCCGCAUUUAUUGAGCGCUUACUGUGUGCGGAGCACUGUACUAAGCACUUGGAAAGUCCAAGUUGGCAACAUGUAGAGACGGGAUUAGACCAGUCCUUUCCCAACCAGAACGAAGCCCUGACCAUUCAUUCAUUCAUCGAUUCAAUCCGUAUUUAUUGAGCGCUUGCUGUGUGCGGAGCACUGUACUAAGCACUUGGGAAGUCCAAGUUGGCAACAUACAGAGACAGGAUUAGGCCAGUCCUUUCCCAACCAGCGCGAAGCCCUGACCAUUCAUUCAUUCAUCGAUUCAGUCCGUAUUUAUUGAGCGCUUGCUGUGUGCGGAGCACUGUACUAAGCACUCAGGAAGUCCAAGUUAGCAAGAUAUAGAGACGGGAUUAGACCAGUCCUUUCCCAACCAGCGCGAAGCCCUGACCAUUCAUUCAUUCAUCGAUUCAAUCCAUAUUUAUUGAGCGCUUACUGUGUGCGGAGCACUGUACU